AUGGGCGGCGGUCAUUACGAAGCUCCCCGCGUAGCUACACGUCAGGAAAUGGCAGACGCCAAAGUACCACUGCACUACCGUGACACGUGUGCGGGCCUCCUGAUCCCUCUGAACAAGUGCCGACGGGCCACGUUCUUCCUCCCGUGGAAGUGUCAGGACCUGCGUCAUGCCUACGAGAAGUGCCAGUACGAGGAGUGGAAGACUCGCGUGGAGAUUCUUAAGAACCAGGACUAA
Messenger RNA from Peronospora farinosa, 234 nucleotides. The record is from the annotation of a GenBank genome assembly. NCBI's taxonomy places the organism in Eukaryota, Oomycota, Peronosporomycetes, Peronosporales, Peronosporaceae.